GGUGGAAUGUCAUCGAAGAGGACAAUGGCGGGCGUUUCGGACGCUCAAUUCCCUCAGGAACCCUCCGUCGUAUACGAAGAUGUAGAAACCCUACGCUCCAUCCCCAUCUUUUCCAACUACGACCACUUCUACUCUUACGAUUCCGACGGAGAUUGCUUCUACGGCCAAGAUCAGGUCAACAUGGUUACCAAUUUGUUUGAAAAUCGAUCUGAGGACUUCCGAAAUGCGGAUGAUGAUGGAGAUUCGGGUUUGGAUCCGUUUUCGGAUGAUUUGGAUCUUAGGAUUCUGGGAGUGGGAGGUGAGGUUGAGCAAAAUCAUGGGGACGAGUUUGGGUUAGGGUUAGGGACUGGGUUUGAAUCUGAUAAGAUGGCUUGGGCAUCCGAAUCGGGUGAAUCUUCGAGUGUGCAUGGCGAGAAUGCGUCUGCGGCGGCGUAUGGGCUUCGUGUUGUUGGAAUUGGAUCCGAUUCGGAUUCGGAUUCGGAGGAUGAUGGGGUUGAAUUUAGUUCUGAAGUAAAUGAUGAUUAUGGGUUGGAUCGGGUUGAGGAUGUGGAUCCUCGGCUUUAUUGGGAUUGUCUGCCAUUGGAGGAUACUAGGACCAAUAAUGAAGAUUUUGAAUGGGAACAGGUGGAUGAGAGAGCAAGCUUGAGCUUGGCGGUUAAUGGGGUUGACGAAUUAUCGCUUUCCUCUGAAAUUUCAUCAGAGGAAGAAGAAGAAGAAGCUGGUGAUGGCAGGGACGAAGCGGCUCGGAGUCUUGAUUGGGAAGUUCUAUUGGCGAUGAACAAUUUGGAGAGGACAUUGAAUUUAGAACAUGACUUGGAUAUCGAUUCAUUCUUUACCGAUCAAGAUGAUUAUGUUAAUGCCACAGAAUAUGUAACCCUUUUUGGGCUAUUCACAGAAGAUGAUGCUGGUUUAAAGGGUAGUCCUCCUGCCGCCAAGUCAGUUGUGCAGAAUCUUCCGGUGGUUGAAUUAACGCAACAAUAUUUGGAGAAGAACAAUGUGGUUUGUGCAGUUUGUAAGGAUGAGAUUUUAUUGGAGGAAAAGGUGAAAAGACUUCCUUGCUCUCAUCAUUACCAUGGAGAUUGCAUAGUACCGUGGCUGAGCAUUCGCAAUACUUGCCCAGUUUGUCGGUAUGAGUUGCCCACAGAUGAUCCUGAGUAUGAGCACAUGAAGAGCCAAAGAACUGGCCGUGGCCUGUAGUUGGAUUCACAGGUCAGAUACAAUUUUGAGCUGUUUCACUAAUACUGUUUUUUCUCAAUGUAAGUAAGGUUUUGGAUGAAGUUCUUCUCUGUUUGAUGAUGAUAAUGAAGCUGUAUGUUUUUUAUAAGAUCAAAAAUGUUAUCUUUAUGUUUUGGAUACAAUCUUAUGUUAGCUCACUCAUCAAACUUCCUAGGCUGAGUUGUUGGCUCUGUGAUGUCAGCUCCUGUUUUAUGAUGGCUGGAAUAUAUUAUUUUGAUAA
Messenger RNA from Vitis riparia (riverbank grape), 1456 nucleotides. RefSeq lists its product as uncharacterized. Gene Ontology annotation, cellular component: cytoplasm. The record is from RefSeq and is a predicted model, not a curated record. The transcript has a single exon. Lineage: Eukaryota; Viridiplantae; Streptophyta; Magnoliopsida; Vitales; Vitaceae. Bases 7 to 1197 code for a protein of 396 amino acids. Gene Ontology annotation, biological process: protein ubiquitination. Gene Ontology annotation, molecular function: ubiquitin protein ligase activity.